AUGAUCAACCACAACAUAAAGAACUGCAGAGCUCAUCUCAAAUGCACAUACUGCAAUUGGAAGGGACAUACCUAUGACUACUGCCGAAGGAGGAAGAAUGCUAUUGAAAGUGGCCAAGCAAAAUCAAAAGCAAAUCAUGUAGCUCUUCAAGAUGAUCAAAAGGAAGCUGCGACUGAUUUCCCAUUUUCACGCGAAGAGUGUCAUCAACUUCUCAAUCAGCUCCUAACCAAAACUAAGGCUGCCUCAGCCAAUUUGGUUGGUAACAUUCCCAACUAUGAAGAGCUUUCAGGACCUACAAUCGGGGAAGAUGAUUGGGACGGGAACUAAGAAGGAGGGACUCUACCGACUCAAUCUACCACAGAAAGGAACAUGCAAUGCGGUACACACCAACUCGGACCCGAACAGUUUAUGGCACCAACGACUUGG
This is a messenger RNA of Rosa chinensis, 426 nucleotides long. RefSeq lists its product as uncharacterized. The transcript has 2 exons. Bases 1 to 327 code for a protein of 108 amino acids. The record is from RefSeq and is a predicted model, not a curated record. NCBI's taxonomy places the organism in Eukaryota, Viridiplantae, Streptophyta, Magnoliopsida, Rosales, Rosaceae.